AUGUCGUUUUGGCGUUAUCUUCAUUCGAUACGCAAUUACACGAAAUUGUUUCUGCGGUUCAGUGGCAUUGGUUCGUUUCGUAAAGCGAUACCGAUGAAGCGGGUUCGUUUCAAGCCAAUCACUCGUUUCACACCGAUCCUCAGACAACAACGUUUCAUCCAGCGUUCAUCGGCCGGUCUUCUCAAACAAUUUCGAAGUGCACUUCGCAAUUUGGUUGCACUUCAGUAUGUCCCUCCGAUCGCAUAUAAGCAGAGUCGUGCUCGCGAAAAUUUAAAGUCGAAUCUGCAGCAUCGUUUCAAACUAUUAUCGAACGAACAAUUCCGAGUUAACACCAAUUCAUUGGUAUACGAUCGAAUACGUAAAGUGUUCGUCUCAAAUGUUCCAACAGAUUAUUCGUUGAUGCAUUUGCCGAACGAUAUAAAUAAUUAUGAGAUUGGUGAUUUUAUUGGAAGUGGCCAAAAUGCGGCUGUUUAUGAACUGUCAACGAUCAAUAAUCCGAGCGAUGGUAUCGAUAAGGAUAUGAAAGAUUGUCGAGAUGAUUUGGCUGUAAAGAUGAUCUAUAAUUUCAACUUUAACGAGCCUGUUGAAUCGCUAUUGGUCGACUCUCAAAGUGAAUUAGUCCCACUUUGUAAUGAAUCCAAUCUACCGAUUGGAUCGAUGAUGAAUUUUCGUCGCUUACCGAAAACGCAUCCGAAUAUAAUAAAAGUGCAUACGGCAUUCCUUAGUGAUUGGAAACAAUUGGCAAAUGCGGAUCGCCAUUAUCCAGCAGUUUUACCAUCUGUUGAAAAUUAUGGCUAUAUUCCUCAAAAUCCAAAAACUCUUUACGUUGUCAUGCAAAGAUAUCAAAUGACACUCGAUGAUUAUAUGAACAAAAUACCGAUGAAUUAUAAGAAAGCACACGUCUUACUGGGACAACUUCUAGAGGCAGUCGCAUAUUUGUACAAUCAAAAAAUAAGUCAUCGUGAUGUGAAGUUGAACAAUAUCCUUUUGAAUUUCAGCACUGAAGAUCAAUAUCCACACUUAGCGCUUAGUGAUUUUGGAUGUGCUUUUUCAACUGGUUCAUGGAAACUACAUUACAAUAAGGCGGAUAUGGAGAUUGGUGGAAAUAUUGCACACUUACCACCUGAGGUGAACAAUGCGAAACCAUCCGAGGAGACCUGGAUUGAUUAUAGUAAGGCUGAUAUAUGGGCUGUUGGUCUAAUCGGCUAUGAUAUAUUCGACAGAACUUGGUUUUCCUUAAAAGAACAGUCCCUUGAGGCGGACGAUGUGAAUUUAUCACGACCCUUAUUCAUUGGCACUACGUUGGGUCGCGUUAUGGAGGAUAUGCUUCGAAAGGAUUAUCAGAAGCGCAUCAAUCCAAACACAGCAGCGAACGUUAUCAAUAUGAUGUUAUUCGGAAUUGGUAAAGGAAUGAAGAAUUUAUUGAAUGAUUGUCAUUUGAAAGGAUGGAAUUUGCAUCAGUCGAUCAGCCAAAUUAUGGCAUCUAAAAGCAAAACUAUUCAAAACAUUGGUAAACUUAUCGACAAAGGUCUCGAUGAGGUGGCCACGUUUUUUGCUGCAGAUUUAAUUGUUUCACGACGAACGUCUGACCCUAUUCAGUAUCAGUUGCGAACAACGUUUAUGGAGCGUCUACAAAAAGAAUACGUCUGGAAUGCUGUGGAAUAUUUCGACGAUGAGAAUUGA
Molecule: messenger RNA, 1683 nt
Organism: Anisakis simplex (herring worm)
Lineage: Eukaryota; Metazoa; Nematoda; Chromadorea; Rhabditida; Anisakidae
Source: the annotation of a GenBank genome assembly